AUCCACGUUGAACAAUAACAGACCAAAACAUCGUACUUGUCUUUUCCUAGUACUUACUGUUCCUAUUUUGACCCUUAAUAUUUGUAGUAAUAAUCACCUUUCAAAUUUCCAUUACUACAAAAAAAAUGGGGAAGAGGAAGAACGCGGCAAACGCGGACGGUGGCGCCGCCGCCGCCAUGCCGCUUCCUCUUCCGCCGCUCCUCCGAACCCUACUGUCCUCCCUAUUCACCACCGCCUCUGAAAACUCCUUCCUCUUACCACCUCUUACGUACAAACUACUUCAAACCCUUCGUUUCAUAAUCCUCACGUUCUACCUUUUUCUCCUUCGUUUCAUUCCUUCUAUCUUCUUCGUUGACAAAUACGAAGACGCUGUUAAAUUCAACAACCAUAAGUUUUAUGAUAAUAAGUACUCACACGAUGCACGAAACGACACCGCUAUCGGACGCGCGCUUUCUCAGCUUCUGUCUGCGUUGAACGAUAUUCCGGUGAGUUCGAGAAAAUACGAAGUUGUUAGGUCGUUGACGGAGAAGAUUAUCGAUGAUAAUCAUCUUGAUGGUGUUCCUUCGUUGCGGGAGGUUAAUCGUGUGGCGUUGUCUGGUGCGUUUGGGAGGGCGUUGAGGCAGCUGGAAGGGAAGGUGGUUGAGAGAGAAGAAGAGGUUGAAGAUGGAGGGGAGUACUAUAGGGUGAUGAAGAGGAGGAUAUGGUGGGUGGUUAGGUUGGUGAGAUGGAGGAUGAGAGGAGGAGAGGGUGGUUUGGAUGGUGUUCCGGCGGAGAAGUUGGCGGCCGAGUUGGUUUGGAUGGUUAAGAAGAUGGUGGACUGUGGUUGUGUUGAUGAAGCUAUUCGGCGAUGGGCUGCCGCGUCUAAUUUGGGGUUUCUGGCCCUUUCUGCUGAUCCUCGUUUACAGACUUCGCUUGUCAAACUUACUGCAUUCCUAUUUAAAGAAGCUAAAGACUUUGGCGCGGACGAAAUUGAGGAAAGCAAGAUGAAGCAGUGCAUGCAGGUAAAGUUAAAGAUGUUACAGGUAUGGCUUCCGUUGUUAUGCAGGGCUAGUAAUGGUGUCGAUGCCCCAUCGUUGAGCAUCAAUGAGAGGACUGAAUUAGAGAGGGUAUUGGAAGGCAUUAUAGAGGGGUUUGAACAAGAGAAGCAAGAACAGGUUCUUUCUCUUUGGCUCCAUCAUUUUACACAUUGUUCGUCCUCUGAUUGGCCGAAUCUCCAUUCGUGUUAUGCUCGUUGGUGCUGUAAAUCUCGCAAGCAGUUGUUGCUUUUGAGUGAAAAUUGAUUUGUUUAUACACUUUGUUUUCAUGUAGAAUCAAUUACAGUUAUCCUAGUAGUUUUCGAAAGUUCUAUGCCA
Molecule: messenger RNA, 1352 nt
Organism: Vicia villosa (hairy vetch)
Lineage: Eukaryota; Viridiplantae; Streptophyta; Magnoliopsida; Fabales; Fabaceae
Exons: 2
Coding region: 126-1280 (384 amino acids)
Source: RefSeq, a predicted model, not a curated record